AUGUUUCUCGAAGCUUUGCUUGUGUUCUUCCUCCUCCUCUUUACCUUUUGCUCAUCCAUUGACACCAUAGCACUGAACCAACUUGUGAAAGAUGGUGACUUCAUAGUGUCCAAAGAAAACAAAUUUGAAUUAGGCUUCUUCAGCCCCGACAACUCGAGCUCUCGCUAUGUUGGGAUUUGGUAUGCAAAUAAGUCUGAAAAGGCAGUGGUUUGGGUUGCAAACAGAAACAACCCCAUCAAUGAUACCUCUGGUGUUCUCACAAUCAACAGGUACGGAAAAUUGGUUCUUUAUGCUCACAAUAUUGACGACGUUUCUAUUUGGUCAACAAAUGUGUCGGUCGAAACCACAAGCACUUGUGUAGCUCAGCUUUUAGACACAGGAAAUUUAGUGCUUUUCCCGGAUAGUAUUAGUAAAAGUGAAAGCUUUAUAUGGCAGAGUUUUGAUUACCCUACAGAUACUCUACUUUCCGGAAUGAAAGUUGGGUUGAAUUGGAAAACUGGGAUGGAAUGGAUCUUAACAUCUUGGAAGUCCCAAAAUGACCCUGGAACGGGGAACUAUAGCUUGAGGCUCAAUUCCAAUCAGACUGCUACGCCUGAAUAUUUUUUAAUUAGAUCGGUGGUGACGGAUUAUGGGGUUUAUCAACAACUGCUAUGGAGUGAGGCUACUAAUAAAUGGGAGGAGCUCUGGGCUGCACCAAAAUACCGGUGUGACCCAUAUGGCCGCUGUGGUGCCAACAGCAAAUGUAGCCCUGACAAUAUUAAUAGGUUUGAGUGUGAGUGCCUACCAGGGUAUGAACCAAAAUCUCAAAAUGCUUGGAAUGGGAGAGAUGGGUCAGAUGGGUGUGUGAGUAAGCGAAUGGGGGUGUCAAAGUGUGGGAAUGGGGAAGGGUUUGUGAAGGUGGCACGGGUGAAAGAGCCAGACACAUUGGAAGCAGCACGAUUGUUAGCAAGUACCAGUGCCAAUGAGUGUGAGCAGGUGUGCUUACGCAAUUGUUCCUGCACGGCAUAUAUACACAUAGAAUGGGACGGUCGCAAUGAUUGCUUGGUAUGGUACGGUGAGUUGCUGGACAUUUUAGUCCGCUCAGAGCUAGGACAAGAUCUAUAUGUUCGGGUGGACAAAAUGGAAUUAGCUGAUAAUACCAGAAAAUCGAAAGGUUUUCUCAAAAGGAGGGGUUUGCUGGCUAUUGCAAUAGUGGCUGUGCUUCUCACAUUCGUACUAAUCAUUGUGUUUGUGUACUGGUGGCUGAAGAGAAAGAGGACGAUAAAAGACUUUGUGGAGGCGGAUGAACUUGAGGAAACUAGGAGACACCCAGAGCUGCAAUUUUUCCAUCUGAGCACAAUAAUAGUAGCCACAGACAACUUCUCUCCUGUCAAUAAACUUGGCCAAGGUGGUUUUGGCACUGUUUAUAAGGGUCUGUUAGCAAAUGAUCAGAAGAUUGCUGUAAAAAGAUUGUCCAAAACUUCAGGACAAGGAAUUGAAGAAUUCAAAAAUGAAGUUGCUCUGAUAGCUAGACUUCAACACAGAAAUCUUGUGAAACUUUUAGGCUGUUGUAUAAAGGGAGAAGAAAGGAUGUUAGUUCUGGAACACUUGCCAAACAAAAGCUUGGACUCCAUUCUUUUUGAUCACGCUAAAAGAUCCUUGUUGGAUUGGAAAAAGCGGUUUGAAAUUAUCAAUGGGGUUGCUCGUGGGAUUCUUUAUCUCCACCAGGACUCAAGACUUAGGAUAAUCCAUAGGGAUCUAAAAACCAGCAAUGUUCUUCUAGAUGCUGAGAUGAACCCAAAAGUUUCAGAUUUUGGCAUGGCAAGAAUAUUCCAUGGGGACAAACUGCAGGAUAAGACCAAUAGAGUUGUUGGAACAUAUGGCUAUAUGUCACCAGAGUAUGCAGUGUUCGGGAGAUAUUCAACGAAAUCAGAUGUCUUUAGUUUUGGGAUCAUAUUGUUAGAGAUUGUAAGCGGCAAGAAAAACAGCGGAUCUUAUCAGCAGGAUGAAUCGCUAAACUUGAUAGGACAUGUUUGGCAGCUGUGGAGAGAAGAUAGAGCCUUAGAAAUUGUGGAUUCAUCACUACAGUCAUAUCAUUCUGAUGAAGUCUUGAGAUGCAUUCAAGUCGGGCUCUUGUGCGUGCAAGAAGAUUCAGAGGACCGACCAACCAUGUCAGCCGUUGUAUUUAUGUUGAGUGGUGAAGCAUCUCCUCCAUCUCCUAAGCAGCCUGCAUUUGUCUUCAGAAAAAGUUCCGGCAAUGAUGCUGCUGAUCCAUCAAUUCCAAAAGGAUCAGAUUCGUCUAUUAACGACUUGACAAUAACUAAACUUGAGUCUCGAAAAUGA
This is a messenger RNA of Prunus armeniaca (apricot), 2322 nucleotides long. Lineage: Eukaryota; Viridiplantae; Streptophyta; Magnoliopsida; Rosales; Rosaceae. The record is from the annotation of a GenBank genome assembly.